Messenger RNA from Austrofundulus limnaeus, 2097 nucleotides. Its product is annotated as protein NLRC3. The record is from RefSeq and is a predicted model, not a curated record. NCBI's taxonomy places the organism in Eukaryota, Metazoa, Chordata, Actinopteri, Cyprinodontiformes, Rivulidae. Gene Ontology annotation, molecular function: metal ion binding.
CAGCUGUCCUGCUGUUCUUUGUGUCAGGACAUCCCAAAGGAUCCAGUCUCUACCACCUGUGGACACUGGUUCUGCAGACCCUGCAUCACCUCAUACUGGGACCAGUCUGCUUCAUCAGGACCCUCCUCCUGUCCCCAGUGUCGAAAAAGAUCCAGAAGCAGAAGUGGACUGCAGACAGGCAGUCAGAGCAGCUGUGUCCAAGAUGUUGGUCUGCAGGAGGUUUUAGAUGAACAUCAGAUCAGUCUGAGGAGGAGAUGUGAACAUGUGACUGAAGGAAGUGAUGAAACAGGAAGUAGAACCCUCCUCAACAGGAUCUACACUGAGCUCUACAUCACAGAGGGACAGAGUGAAGAGGUUAAUACCCAACAUGAGGUCAGGCAGCUGGAGACCGCUUCCAAGACCCAGAUCCUCCAUGAGACUCCAAUCAGGUGUCAGGACAUCUUUAAAGCCUUACCUGACCAACAUGGAGCCAUCAGAGUGGUUCUGACCAAUGGCGUGGCUGGAGUUGGAAAAACCUUCUCAGUGCUGAGGUUCAUUCUGGACUGGGCCGACGGCUUGGAGAACCAAGAUGUCAGUGUGGUGGUUCUGCUUUCGUUCAGGGAGCUGAACCUGAUCAGAGAUGAGCAGUACAGUCUUCUCAGGCUGCUCCAUGUUUUYCAUCCAACACUCCAGAAGCUCCCAGCAGAGAAGCUGUCUGUCUGUAAACUUCUCUUCAUCUUUGACGGCCUGGAUGAAAGCAGACUUCAGCUGGAUUUCACCAACAGUCAGCUGCUUUCUGACGUCACACAGGAGGCAUCGCUCAACGUGCUGCUGACAAACCUCAUCAAGGGGGACCUGCUUCCCUCAGCUCUGGUCUGGAUCACUUCCAGACCUGCAGCGGCCAAUCAGAUCCCUCCUUCAUGUGUGGACAGGCUAACAGAAGUACGAGGCUUCACUGAUGCCAAGAAGGACGAAUACUUUAGGAGGAGGUUCAGUCAUGAAGAUCUGUCCARCAGAAUCAUCUCCCACAUCAAGACCUCCAGGAGCCUCCACAUCAUGUGUGCARUCCCAGUCUUCUGCUGGAUCACUGCUACAGUUCUAGACCACAUGUUGACCACAGAGCAGAGGGGAGAGCUGCCCAAGACCAUGACUGACAUGUACUCACACUUUCUGCUGGUUCAGACCACCAGGAAGAAGAACAAGUACCAUAAGGGACCUUUGACCAGUCCUCAGAAGCUGACGGAGACUAACAGGGAAGUUCUUUUGAAGCUGGGGAGGCUGGCCUUUGAACAUCUGGUGAAAGGAAACAUCAUGUUCUACCAAGAAGACCUGGAGCAGUGUGGUCUUGAUGUCACAGAGGCCUCGGUGUACUCAGGAGUUUGUACAGAGAUCUUCAAAAGAGAGUGUGUGAUCUUCCAGAAACCAGUCUACUGCUUUGUUCAUCUGAGUGUUCAGGAGUUUCUGGCUGCAGUCUACAUGUUCCACUGUUUCACCAACAGGAACAUGAAGGUGAUGAAGAGGUUUCUGGGAGAGGAGUACAGUUCCUCAUCUCUGGAUGACUUCUUGAUCAGAGUCAUGAAGAAAUCCCUCCAAAGUAAAAAUGGCCACCUGGACCUGUUUGUUCGCUUCCUUCAUGGCCUCUGUGUGGAGUCCAACCAGAGAGUCUUGUGGUGUCUUCUGGGUCAGACAGAGAUCAGUCCAGGAACCAUCCAGAUCAUCAACAACCUGAAGGAGAUGAACAGUUAUAAAGUGUCUCCAGACAGAAGCAUCAACGUCUUCCAGUGUCUGCUGGAGAUGAAGGACCUCUCAGUUUAUCAGGAGAUCCAAGAGUUCCUGAAUCCAGCGAAUAGAUCAGAGAAGAGACUCUCAGAGAUCCAGUGUUCAGCUCUGGCCUACAUGCUGCAGAUGUCAGAGGAUGUUCUGGAUGAGAUGGACUUGAUGAAGUACAACACAUCAGUGUCGGGACGAUGGAGACUAAUUCCAGCUGUGAGAAACUGCAGACAGUUUCGAGCUGUUGGAGCUGGACUCUUGGAGAUUCACUAUGAAGCUGUGGCCUCAGCUCUGAAGUCCAACCCCUCCCAUCUUACACAACUGAACCUGGGUCACAACCGCAAUGAC